GAAUGCCUGCUGGGGUCGCUCUAUGACAGCGCCUCGCAAGAGGAUCUGAACUUAUAUCCCCUUGGCGCCAAUUUACUGUCUGGUGUGUAUGUUUGUUUCUGCACUUCUCGCAUCGCCUGUCCUCUAGCCAUGCCUCGAAACCCGUCACAUCGUCGUUGAUGGCUUUCGUUGCCCCCUUGGCUUACCCUCUCCUAAACCGUCUGCUGAUAUUAUGCCCACGCACGCCCGUUGCUUUGGUGUUUCUCACUGUCAAUCACUGCCGUUCUUUCCACGCACCUUGAUUCUGUUGCUGCUGAAGCUCUUGCGAUUCGUUUCUUUACAGAGUGCCUGCUUACGAUACUGGCUGACCGUUUCCUCUACUGAUUUCCAAGUAGACAUUAUCUCCUUUGGCAUUAUCGAGCAGCAAGAUCCGUCUGUCGCGAUGGCCGACACCAGCGAUUUGAAUCUCGACGCGCCUAGCGAUCUUCAGGAUAUUCCUGACCUGGCCAUCCAGCUAGUUCCCCCGCCCGAAGGAACGUAUCCUGAUAAAGACUCUCUUAUGGCUGCCGUGCAUGCCCACGGGAAAGCGCAUGGCUAUAAUGUCGUGAUCAAGUCUUCGAGCAUGCCAACAGAAAAGAAGCCGGGGCGGACGGCGAAGAUAUGGCUCCGAUGCGACCGCGGAGGCCACUAUCGCCCUCGCAAUGGUCUAACGGAGGAGACACGAAAACGAAGGAGGACCUCUCGCCUUAUGGACUGCCCUUUCAUGAUAGUCGCAGCUGGUACACCCGGCAUUUGGACGUUGACUGUUUUGAAUCCGACACAUAACCACGGUCCCGUGAUCGAUCGGCCGCGGCAGGCCCCCCAACCAAAGGUCAAGAAAGGUCAAAUUGCGGCGGUGCCGUACGAUUGGCCUCAUGAUGCGUCGAUGACUCCUUUUACAACGGCGCUGGUCCUAAUCGACUUGCAGAAGGAUUUAUGCUCGAUUGGAGGAUAUAUGGAAUAUCAAGGUUAUGAUAUAACGGGAUCUCUGGCAAUCAUUCCCAAGUUGCAACGCCUUCUCCAUACAUUUCGUUCUGCCGGCUUUCCCGUAUAUCAUACUCGUCAAGGCCAUCGACCUGACCUAUCAACACUUUCUAGCCGAGAGGCUUAUCGCUCUCAGAACAGCAAUGGAGCAGGUCUCGCGGUCGGCUCUCAUGGCCCUCUAGGCCGCCUGCUGGUCCGCGGAGAAAUAGGACACGAUACGGUGGACGAACUAUACCCCAUUGCAGGAGAGCCUGUCAUCGAUAAACCCGGCCGUGGAGCUUUCGCGUACACCGAUUUUGAACUUCUCCUUCGAAACCGAGGUGUGAAGAAUUUGGUUCUGGCUGGUAUGGGCACCGAUUCUGGAGUAUCCACUACCCUACGCGAAGCCAACGACCGGGGAUUCGACUGCGUUGUCUUGGAGGAUGGCACCACGGCCAACGAUCUGUCCUUGCACGUGAGCACGAUCAAUUCGGUAAAGAUGGAGGGAGGCAUGUUUGGGGCUGUGGCCAAAUUGGAAGACAUGAUACAUGCGGUGGAGAAUUUCAAAAACAGCACGGUGAAGAAGCUCGCCCCUCAGAUGGCGAUGUCAUAAACGCGCGGCUCUUUCCUUUUGAUGUUUUAUGUCGGAGUUUUCAGGUAAGACAAGUAUGAACUUGCGUGUCUUUCGGUGGGAGGCGUUUUAUCGGAGUCGCAUUUUGAUUUGAUUUGAUUUGGCUUGAUUUGGGGGCUGUUGUCCAAGUCCUUUAAGUCGUAUACAAUUCUAUGGACAUUUCUGUACUUGCUUACAGCUUUCAUACAUUGCUUGCCUCAGAUAACUACACCGCUGGCUUACGUGAUGAGGUAUUUCCUCGGUCUUGAUAAAUUGAAGCCCUACAUAUUAUAUAUAUGUCCUCAGCGUUUUUGCUCACUGAGUAGUAUAUUCAAUGAAUACCAGGCAUGAGUGAGGAAAAG
Messenger RNA from Monascus purpureus, 1953 nucleotides. Lineage: Eukaryota; Fungi; Ascomycota; Eurotiomycetes; Eurotiales; Aspergillaceae. The record is from the annotation of a GenBank genome assembly.